Messenger RNA from Penicillium mononematosum, 2193 nucleotides. Its product is annotated as Zn(II)2Cys6 transcription factor. The transcript has 4 exons. Bases 1 to 2193 code for a protein of 730 amino acids. Gene Ontology annotation, biological process: regulation of DNA-templated transcription; DNA-templated transcription. Lineage: Eukaryota; Fungi; Ascomycota; Eurotiomycetes; Eurotiales; Aspergillaceae. The record is from RefSeq and is a predicted model, not a curated record. Gene Ontology annotation, molecular function: zinc ion binding; DNA-binding transcription factor activity, RNA polymerase II-specific; DNA binding.
AUGGCGACGCCAAUCUCUCCAUCCGAACAGACGGCCACCGCCAAGGCACGGCGCGUGCUGGCGUGCGUGCUGUGUCAGCAACGCAAGAUCAAGUGCGAUCGUACAUUCCCCUGCGCCAACUGUAUACGCGCCGGUGAGCAGUGCAAGCAAGCAAUCCGCCAGCGACGUCGGAGGUUUCCUGAGCGGGAGCUGUUGGUACGCCUACGACACUAUGAGAGCCUGCUUCGGAAGCAUAACAUCAAGUUCGAUCCUCUCCACACGCCUGCUACAGACUAUAAGUCUCCCAGUGAGGAUGAGCGAGACGAAAUCACAGACAGUGCUCAAUUUCAACGUGCACUUUCUGAUACGGAUUCCCGCCUGUCAAAAGAAAAGGCAGCAGGAAAAUCCAAAUCUUCGGAUCUUUGGCAUGCCAUGAGUCAAAAGACAGAAGACCCCGAGGGCGGCGAGGGAAAUGAUGGCGAAGACGACGAAAAUGACAUCGGAUUUCUGCGCGACAACGAUCACAUGCGCCAGGCCGUGAUCAAGAAGGCAUGGAACCAUAUGUUUCAAGGCAAAAGCAAUGACCACCUUUUAUUCGGUUCACCGGUAGGGGAUGUCGACGACCUUUCUGCUUCGCAUCCGACCCAGGUACAGAUCUUCAGGCUCUGGCAGAUCUACUUGGACAACGUCAAUCCUCUUCUGAAGGUCACGCAUACACCUACCCUUCAAACACGUAUCAUUGAUGCUGUGGGCGAUAUCGCUAAUGUCAAUCCCACAUUGGAAGCAUUGAUGUUCAGUAUCUACUGUGUAUCCAUUCUGAGUCUCACAGAGGAUCAAUGCAGUGCCUUGUUCGGAUUCCCAAAAAAGGAUCUCUUGACAGGCUAUCAGUCCGCAUGCCAGCAUUCCCUACGGAGUUGUGGUAUUCUACGCUCCAGUGACCGGGAGUGUUUGACCGCAUUGUAUCUGUACCUAGUGUCGAUCAGACCCGAUACGGACCCUGCCUCUCUCUCAUCAAUGCUCGGCGUUGCUAUCCGAAUAGCGCAGCGGAUAGGUAUCCACAACGAGUCAAUGUACGGGAAAUGUUCCGCUUUAGAGGCGGAGUUGCGUCGAAGGUUAUGGUGGUCGCUCAUAAUCUUUGACAAUCGCAUCUGCGAAAUGUCCGAUUAUAAGACCGCGUCGCUGGCUCCUACUUGGGACUGCCGGGUUCCUCUCAAUGUGAGUGAUUUUGAGCUUCAACCAGAUAUCAAAGCCCCACCCGCAGCAAACAAUAGACCCACAGAGAUGCUGUUCGCUGUUGUGCGCAGCGAGCUCGCCAACUUUGUCCGUCACAGCGCCUUUCACCUCGAUUUCACCAAUCCGUUUUUGAACACGAUUGCUCCUCGAUCCACCGCUAUAGACGAGGCGGAGCGGCUUGUGGCGCUGGAGAAGACAAUGGAGGAUAACUACUUGGCAAUGUGCAAUCCCGAAAACCCACUACACUUCAUGACGAUCUGGACAACGCGGGGAUACCUGGCCAAAAAUCGUCUGUUGCAACACUACUCUAAAUACUCGGCGGCCUCUGUGAAGCAGACAGAUACACAGCGCACCGUCGGCAUCUCUCACGCGCUGCGAAUGCUGGAGUGCGACUCCAACCUCAUGAAGUCGCCUAUCAUAAAAGGAUACCUGUGGCUUGUUGACUUCCACUUCCCCUUCCCCGCAUAUAUUCACCUCCUGCAGGAUUUGAAGCAGAGGCCCGCGGAAGGGAACGCAGACCAGGCGUGGGAGGUGAUGAGCAAGAACUACGAGGCCCGCAUCAUGAAUGCAAAGGAAGAUGACCGCCCCUUCUUUAUUGUAUUCUCUCGGAUUGUUUUGCAGGCUUGGGAGUCGCGUGAACAGGUAGCCAGGCGACAGGAGAUACCCCUGGUGCCGCCACUAAUUGUGUCCGACAUCCGAAAAAGGGUGACGAAGAUGGUGUCGAAUUUUGGACAGGAUGCGCACACCGUGCAGCCUGGUGGUGCCUCUGGUGUCAAUACCAAUGUGGAUAACCUAUCAACGCCUAUGCAGAUGGAUUUAAAUGUAUCCGGGAUUGCGUAUGGCGCUAGAGGAGAGGUGUCCACGAGCUCGGGACAAUGGGUAUAUCCUGAGAUGUCAGGGCCGAGCUCCAUUGACGUGGAUGCGAGUCAGUUUCCUUGGGACACGAUGGACUGGAAUAUGUUGUAUGCACGAAUGGAUUGA